UCAUUUAAGCGCAUUUGACGAUUGUUUGCCUUUCCACACAGAACAGAAUCUCGAAUCUAGUUAGCCGACAUUACACUAAAAAAAAACCUAAAUCAACAAUUAAAUAUUGACAAAAGUAUAACAACAAAAAAUAAAAACAAUAAUAAAUAAACCCUUAACAAUUGCCUAAAGGUGUGUGAAAAUAUAACAUACAUUAAAAUGAAGCUGUUGUUCGGUGUACUGGUGAUCACUUUGGCCCUUAGUGGAGUCUUUACCCUGCCAGCUGGCAGCAAUCCGCAGGACGAUGCCGAGGUGAUUAACGUGCCAUCGCGCCCCCAAACCGAAUCGGAUUUCCAUAACUUCCGUGGCGUCAUCGAUACGGGAUCGGGUUAUCCCUUCCUCCAGCCGAAUCCUUCGGGCUUCAAUCUCGGCUUCUUCGAUUCCUUCGAUGACCUUUUCCGUCGUCUCCGCACCCGCCUCUGGCCAGUGAUUGGUACUGAUUCCGCUGAUGAUGGAGCAGCCGAUGAUUCUGAUGAAUCCAGUGUUGGCCUUGGAUCUGGUUCUCGCUUGUUUGCCUUUGACCCAUUGAAUCCCAAGGAUGGUAAUACCACUUCUACCGUAAAGGUUGUGGAUGGCCACAAGGUGGAGAUCAAUGAGACCGUGUUUGGCAACACCAACAGCGUGUUCAAGGUGCGCGUCGUUAAUGUAAGACCCCUGGACAGUGGCGAGGAGGUGGCCGAGGGUGUGCACACCAAUGGUGGUGGCUUCCAGCCGGCCAAGGGACCUGCCACAUCGGCUCCACCGCCAGCCAAGUCCGCGGGACAGGGGGAGUUCGAUGAUGAGGUGGAGGAGGAUGGUCGCCGGGAGCCACUGGAGAAGCAGCCCAAGGAUAACGAGGUGCGCGAUAUCGAUGAGCCAAGGUCAACAACACCGACAACCGUAGACUCUACAACAACCAAACUUGCCACCAGAUUACCUGAAGAUUCCGAAUCGGAAGCCACAGACAUCAGUGAAGAUAUAGUGGUUCAACAACAUAGCAAGCCCAUGGAUCAGUUGCAGCAAAUGAUGGCAUUCGCCCGAGAGGAAUUGGAAAGGACGGAGGCACUGGAAAAGGAGCGCCAGGAACAGGAAGCCCAGGAACAGGAGCACCAGGAACAGGAACACCACGAGCAGAAUCACCAGGAAAAGGAAUCCAUGGAGAUGAUGAAGCAUAAAGAUCGUGAAGAGUUCGAUUCCUCAGAUGAUGAAGAUGCUGAAACCACUACACCCAUAGUAAUGAGCGAAACCUUUGACGAAGAGUGGGCUGAGUUCGAUCAGGAUCAUGGUCAGGAUCAGGAUCACGAGGUGGAAUAGAAGGAUUUCGAAAACGAUCUAAACAACGAUAUCGAUAUCGAGGAGAACUUUGUCCCUGUCGAUCUGUCCAAUGAUAUUGCGGUGAAUGAUUUGGCAGGCGAUCCCGAUUUUCCGCAUAAUCCCGAUGCCGAGGUAUUUGCCCCACCAACACUCAUUAAAGCCAUGCCGAUGUUCGAGAAGCUCUCAUUAUCAGAGCCCUCCAAGUGAGGACCUUUCCCAGGAUCCACAUCUAGUCUAGGCAGUGUCUUUAGUCCUAAGUCUCUAGUUGUAAGUCAACGUCAUCGGGGAUAUCUCUGAGAGAUCCAAGAAAAUCGGUAUUUUCUUUUAAUUUAAACAAUCAUAAUGUAUCGUAUUAUUUCGACAGAUGGCAAGUAUUAAAUGUGCACAAACACAGUUGCA
Messenger RNA from Drosophila serrata, 1731 nucleotides. It is a transcript of the gene vir-1, whose product is annotated as virus-induced RNA 1. Lineage: Eukaryota; Metazoa; Arthropoda; Insecta; Diptera; Drosophilidae. The record is from RefSeq and is a predicted model, not a curated record.